Molecule: messenger RNA, 10754 nt
Organism: Mercenaria mercenaria
Lineage: Eukaryota; Metazoa; Mollusca; Bivalvia; Venerida; Veneridae
Product: fibrillin-3-like
Exons: 84
Coding region: 348-10754 (3468 amino acids)
Biological process (GO): heterophilic cell-cell adhesion; establishment or maintenance of epithelial cell apical/basal polarity
Cellular component (GO): plasma membrane; protein-containing complex
Molecular function (GO): calcium ion binding
Source: RefSeq, a predicted model, not a curated record
GGUCUUUACGUAAAAAGGGUGUGCAUAUACUUUUGGACAGUGGUUGAUGGUCACGUGUAAUUGAUUCUUGUUAAGGUGACAAGCCUGAUAUAUUAUAAACGGGCAGCUGAAUUAUUACAUUCAUUUACACAAGGCGGUUCAUAACGUCAACGCUUGCUUACCCGCCGUCAUAGAAUACUCUAUUUCGUCUAGACAUAUUUCGGAUUCUUAUUUUUUUUAAUAGUGCUUCUUUUAUUGCAAUAAAAAAGAAACUGUUCCGUGUACUUAAAUUUACCGACAGUUGAAAUGGAUUUAUAAAUGUGUAAUUUUGUGAUAUUUAUUCUGUAUUUGGAUAUUGAUUUGACAGAAUGACACGAGAAACCCCAGAAUGGGUGGAUCACCUGAAGGGUGACACAAUGCCCAGAAUGUCAUCAAAAACUGACGAGGAUUUCUGGAGAACAACGAACUCGAUGCCUCGUCGUUUUCACGGAGGAGAGUCGGGUGGCGGGUAUCACCAGGGCUGGAGUCACAGGAAUUACGACUACGGAGACUCGUCCGGGACAUUAGCAAAUAGUCCUAGUGGUUCGCUGAAGUCCUCGAAAUCCGCACGUGCAAUGACCGCAAGGAAUUGUGGUCUGAUUGUCUUACUUAUCAUUGGAGCACUGCUGCUGGCCAUUGGCAUUGGCUUGCUUGUAUAUUAUUUAUUAUUAGGAUCACCCGGCUUUGCUAGAUAUCGCAGUACUACAACGGACAAUGAGAUGAGAUUGCAAAACGUGCCAUAUCGCGCUGCAAUGGCCAAUACGUCGUCUGCUGCAUUUGCAAGUGUCGCUACUCCUUUCUGUGCAGAGAUAGACAAGUAUUUCAAAGACAGCACCUACAAAGACGUUUAUGUUGGUUGUAAAGUCCGAGAACUAGUACCCACAAUGGAACCAAUAAUAUGUGAAUGUGCAGGAAUAUGGAACAAAUCUGGUCUCGCAGAAUAUAUUCAAGAAGGAGCGGUGACAGUGCGUUUCAAUCUGACAUUCCGAGGUGACAUUGACGGUCUGGAGCUUGAUAUUCCGAGUAUUAUAGACUCUAAGACAAAGAAAAGUGAUGUAGCAGGCUACUUGGCUCUUUUCCUCAAAGAUUUCCUCGUUGAUGUCAGGAGCAAGGGUGGAAUACAGCCAACAACUAGCAGGCCCAUCAACCCUGAAGUUGGUGUCCUUGCUAACUUGACUAUCUGGGUUUAUAACCUAUCCUACUCGGAUAUACUGAGAGACAAGACGUCACGACAGUUCCUAUAUCUUGCAAAUCCUUUUUGCGAUGACAUUGAAGAAAUCAUGCAAAACAGUAUACUCAGCAGCCGCUAUGACAGCUGUGAAGUUUUCGCAUUCGAUACAAACCCAGAUGUAGCUGUUGCGCAUGUGCGAUUUACUGGCGAUGAUACGGAAGCGUUACAGCGCCUUAUUGCCAAGACAAUAAUGGAGGGGGCUAGAGUAGUGAGGGUGGAUGGCCGACGGCGAAAAAUAUUAGGGAGAUUACUUAUCACACCGCCGGAAGGAGAUGGAAAUAUAAUUGUUGUACCAAUUCCGGUAAAUCCAGGGGCUACCAUAAGACCAACGCCUACAAGAACUGUUGACCUAGAUGGAAAUCCUUAUAUAGAUAUGUACCUGUAUACUUACAACCUGACUUACACACCAGCCCUUAGUGAUAGGAACUCUGUCUUGUUCAAAGAUUAUUCACAGCGAUUCUGCAAAGAUUUGGAGAAACAUAUCAGACAGAGUUCCUGGAAGGACUACUUUUACUCCUGUGAUAUAAUUGGAUUUUACCCGCCAGGCCCUGGAAAACGGUUUACAUCGCUUCGUGCUUUGCUGAAGGUCGGUGACCCAGUCAUCUACAAUCCAGAUUCCUUGAAGCAAAUUAUCAUGACCUAUGCACCCCUACAUGAAUUCAUGGACGAUCCCGAUGGUCCAUUGAAGACGUAUCUAGUCGGAGAUCUUCUAGUGAUUCUAGCAGACGGCAGUUUUGUCUUACGCUAUACGCCGUACCAAACCGCAACGUCUCUGUACCCGUCUACAGACACAAUCACGGCACCAAUGACAUUUAGGACGGCUUUCACGACCUACAGCUUUAUUCCACCAAAGUCCACUCCAGGAAUGACUUGGCCUGUGUCAAGUUCACUAACGGUUAUUGUUUACAAUUCCACAAAUGCUUUCGUGGAUGCUCUACUGUACGGUUUUGGGUAUACGACAGACCUUGAUGAUAAAACAUCACCAAUGUUCCUUCGACUGCAAUCAAGAUUUUGUACAGACAUCGAUAGAUACUUCAAGAAUAGCAAUAUGAGAGAAAUUUACCAAGACUGCAGAAUUGAGAAUUUCAAGCCAUCUCCUCAUGGAUUGGUUUUCAAACUGACGUUUGCAGCACCUCUAGGAGAUUAUCUCCGCAGAAAUAUAACAUCUAUAAUAGCAUCCCAAGCACCGCACGAGCAACUUGGGGACUACGAGCUUCUUGAUGUUGGUGAUUUAAGGAUUAUUUGGAAUGAACGAGACGUCAAAAUUUCCGUGACAAACUUCACAGGAGGUGCAACCCAGACAAUACGACCGUCUAGAACAAUUGAUGUACGUCCCACUGACACGGGUGUCACUGUAUAUUCGGCCACUCUAGCGGACAUCACGUGUUUAAUGUACAACAGGUCUCUGCCGUUCUACCGUGAUGAUCGGACAUCCUUUGGUUUUGUCAAACAACAGGAGAAAUUUUGCGAGGAUAUAGCCACAUACUAUGGUUACGGAAAACUUGCUGCAUCUUACAAGAACUGUUACAUAGUUCGAUUCAGACGCUCGCCGAACUCUGUGAACUUCCAUCUUAUAUUCGGAGAACUCCUGACGGAUACGUUGAAAGCUGCGAUAAUUGACGAAUUGGAAAUGCAUGCUCCCCGUCACGUGAUUGAUAGGAAAGAAAUGUUUGAAGUUGGAGAUCUUAUGCUUCUGUCAAAAAGCUGUAACGUGUCCUUGCAUCCGGUCAACUACACUGAAACCGACCAUUCAGUAAUUCCGACAAUCAGACCUACACAAACUGCUGGAGUAACUCCCUCUCUCAUUUUCAAGUUUUGUCUCGGAAAUCCAUGUCGUAAUGGAGCAACAUGUGUCGAGUCUAUAAAUGGUUUCCACUGUCAGUGUCCAGAUGGUUGGACAGGACACGACUGUAGCUACGAUAUAAACGAGUGUAGCGUGAACAGGUGUAAGAAUGGCGGCACGUGUCAGAACACUCCUGGAUCGUUUGUUUGCAGAUGCCCAUCCGGCUGGACUGGACUACAUUGUGAAUAUGAUAUCAAUGAGUGUGGUGGUGGUAACCCGUGUCUGUACGGGGGAACAUGUCAGAACACUAUGGGUGGAUUCUUCUGUCAGUGUCCACAAGGCCGCACGGGCCAGCUCUGCGAAGAAAAUGUGUACGAGUGCCAGGAGAAAGGUAUUUGUCUCAACAACGGAACAUGUGUGGACACAGCAGGGUCGUAUUACUGUCUGUGUCAGAACGGAUGGACAGGGGACCAUUGUGAAUUAAAUAUAAAUGAGUGUGCGGAUAAACCGUGUCAGAAUGGAGCCACGUGCUACGACACUCAAGGAUCAUUCACGUGUCAGUGUCCACCACAAUGGAGAGGACCUUACUGCGAGAGAGAUGUUCACGAGUGCAUAGAGAGGCCAGAUAUAUGUAAAAACGGAGCAAGCUGUUUUAACUUGGUUGGUGACUACAUGUGUAGGUGCCUGACUGGAUGGACAGGCCGUAAUUGCGAAACAGACAUUCGUGAGUGUGACACAAACCCUUGUCAAAACAAUGCAAGAUGUGUGGAGAAGCCUGGUUCCUACGAGUGUAUUUGCUUACCGGGAUACAGCGGACCAAAUUGCGGCAAAGAUAUUGAUGAAUGUUUUGUGUACAGUCCGUGCAAAAAUGGAGCAACUUGUAUCAAUGAAAUUGGAACAUACCGUUGUAUUUGCCCAUCUGGAUGGACAGGCGAGAACUGCACAGUAGAUAUAGAAGAAUGUGGUUUCAACCCGUGCCUCAAUGGUGGUACAUGCGAGGAACUUCAAGGAUCAUACAAAUGCUCGUGUCCUAGAGGUUUCACAGGAGCCACGUGUGAUACAGAUGUGAACGAAUGUGAACAGUUUCCAUGUGGAAAUGGAGCACGCUGUAUCAACACGGUAGGAAGCUACUACUGUGUGUGUCCACUUGGUUUUACAGGACCUGAUUGUCGUCAAGAUCUGGACGAAUGUGCCAACGGCGGUUUUAACACACCCUGUCAGAACAACGGCACAUGUAUGAAUUCGUACGGCUCUUACUACUGUGUGUGUCGGGAUGGAUGGACAGGCAUCAACUGUACUGUUGAUUUUAACGAGUGUAACUUCCAGCCUUGUGGUAACGGUGGAACAUGUGUGAACACACCUGGAGCAUACUACUGUAACUGUCCUAUAGGCUUUACAGGAAAGGACUGCGGAACAGACGUUAAUGAGUGUAUAAGUGUGAACCCCUGCCUCAACAAUGGUACAUGUGUGAACACUGUAGGGGGAUAUUACUGCCGGUGUCAAGAUGGAUGGUCUGGAGACAACUGUGGAACAUUUGUCGAUGUAUGCAAAACCAUUUCUUGUGAAAACGGAGGAACCUGUUUGGGUUUACCAAGUCAGCUUUGUGAAUGCACAAGGGGGUGGUCAGGAACAUAUUGCAGAAUUGAUAUAAACGAAUGUCUAGUAAAUUCCCCCUGUCUGAAUGGUGGGACAUGUAUCAAUACUGCUGGUGGAUAUGAAUGCAGAUGUAAGCCUGGAUGGAAAGGACCAAACUGUGAUACAUUGAGCCAGGAUUGCCUUCUCCAGCCGUGUAAGAAUGGAGCUACGUGCCUAGACGGUAUCGAUGGCAAGUUUAGAUGUCAGUGUCCUCCAGAGUGGACAGGACCUACUUGUACCGAAGAUAAGAAUGAGUGUACAGAAUAUAUUGAGGCUUGCGAAUACGGAGGGACUUGCGUUAACAGGAUUGGAGGCUAUGAAUGUAUAUGUCCAAGAGGAAGAACUGGUCCUACCUGCGGUGAUGAUGAAGAUGAAUGUAUAUUAUACCGUCCCUGUGCUAACGGAGCCACUUGUGUAAAUACUGACGGUUCGUAUCAGUGUUUCUGUGCGGACGGAUGGACUGGACAAAAUUGUACCGAAGACGUGAAUGAGUGUCUAACAGAUAUAUGUACAAACGGGGGAAGAUGUGAGAAUCUGAUUGGCUCUUACAAAUGUUACUGCCCACCAAAUUGGACAGGACCAAAUUGUCGUAGAAAUGUUGACGAGUGCAGCGUGUACAUGCCCUGCAGACAUGGAGGCACAUGUAUAGAUAGUCCAGGGUCUUAUGCUUGUAGGUGUCCUGGUGGAUGGACAGGUGUUAAUUGUACUCAAGAUUAUAAUGAAUGCAUUGGUAUUGCUGAUCCUUGUCUCAAUGGAGGCACUUGCGAGAACAAAAAUGGUUCGUACAGUUGUAUAUGUCCUGAUGGAUGGAUUGGUCAAUAUUGCGGAGAAGACCGGAAUGAAUGUUUGGACCCAACGGUCUGUAAAUUUGGAGGUACUUGCGUCAACUUACCCGGUUCUUAUAGAUGUCAGUGUCCUCCCGGAAGAACAGGCACAAAUUGUGAAACAGAUGUAAAUGAAUGUGAUUUCAACCGUUGUAUGAACAAUGCCACGUGUGAAAAUACUCCUGGCUCAUUCAUAUGUCAGUGUUUACCAGGAUUUGAGGGACAGUACUGCGAGAAAAAUAUUGACGAAUGUACUGUGUACAGGCCAUGUAUGCACGCGGAGAGAUGUAUAGAUAUGUAUGGAACUUACAUUUGUGAAUGUAAACUCGGCUGGAUGGGCAAAGAUUGUGACAAAGAUGUGGAUGAGUGUGCCAUUGCUCUCGAACCAGGAGUACCUUGUUUCAACGGUGGCACGUGUACAAACUCUCUAGGAUCAUACAGAUGCGCAUGCAAACCAGGUUGGACUGGACAGAACUGUGAAGUUGAUGUUAACGAAUGUGCGCUCAAUCCAUGUAGAAAUGGUGGUAACUGUGUGAACUUAGAUGGCACUUACCAAUGUCAGUGUCCACCAGAAUGGACCGGUAAAGACUGUAUGGUUGAUGUGGACGAGUGUCUGCUGUAUGCACCAUGUUUGAAUGGCGGUACUUGUACAAAUAUUGCUGGAGGUUAUAUCUGUCGCUGUCCGGAACAAUGGAAGGGAGAUGACUGUCAACUUGAUGUGGACGAAUGUCUAAGCUUCAAUCCAUGUAGUAACGGAGGUACAUGUAUCAACAUCAGAGGAAGCUUUCAGUGUUUGUGUCCGCCGCAGUGGACAGGAGAAAAAUGCACCAUUGAUUUUAACGAAUGUAACAUGACAAACCCAUGUUUACAUGGCGGUACUUGUACAAAUACCAUCGGAGGAUACCGGUGUUUUUGCCCACCUGCAUGGACUGGAGAACUCUGCGAAUUAGAUAUCAAUGAAUGUGAAACAACUCCACCAAUAUGUCGAAACGGGGGAACCUGCUACAAUUCUUACGGUUCUUUCAUAUGCCGAUGUCCACCGGAAUGGACAGGACAAACUUGUGAAGAAGAUCCGGAUGAGUGUGUUGAAAUAAAACCAUGUCAUAAUGGCGCAACAUGUAUAAACCAGGCUGGCGGAUAUGUUUGUCAGUGUCCGCCGGGAUGGACGGGCAAGGACUGUAACUUUGAUGUAGACGAAUGCUCUAAAUCACCAUGUGCAAAUGGGGGAAUAUGUUUGAACAGUUUUGGCUCGUUCACGUGCGAUUGUCCACCGGAAUGGCGCGGACCACUCUGCAAAAAUGAUACGAAUGAAUGCCAGCUGAAUCCUUUCAUUUGCCUGAACGGGGGUGUAUGUAUCAACACAGAAGGUGGAUACAGGUGUGAAUGUACGCAAGGAUGGGGAGGCAAACACUGCGGAGAAGAUAACAACCCAUGUUUGAGAAUACAGUGUUUGAACGGUGGUACUUGUGGUGAAUCCCUGACACAGGCUGGGCUUUACAGCUGUGUUUGUCCGCAAGGAUGGUCUGGUGACAGAUGUCAAUAUGAUGUAAAUGAAUGUCUGGAGUUAAAUCCUUGUAAAAAUGGCGGAACCUGUAACAACCUGGUUGGCUCUUACUACUGCCAGUGUCCUCCUGGAUUCGAAGGCGAAAACUGUGAGAUAGAUCGAAAUGAAUGCCUAAGGAACCCGUGCCAGAAUGGAGCAACAUGUGUUAAUACAAUUGGUUCCUACUACUGCACGUGCUUGGAAGGUUGGGAAGGAAUACACUGUGCUCUAGAUCGCAAGGAGUGUACAAUGCUAACCAAUCCGUGCAAUGGCCAUGGCACAUGUAUUGAGCUGGCUGGGUCCUUCAGAUGUGACUGUGACAAGGGCUGGACAGGACCUCAUUGUGCCAAUGAUACCGACGAAUGUUUGGAAAUCACGUGUUUGCAUGGUGGAACGUGCAAGAAUAUACCUGGAGAUUUUCUGUGUGAAUGUACCCCAGCUUGGACAGGAAAAUAUUGCGAAAACGAUGUCAAUGAAUGUCUGAAGAUUGAGUGUUUGAACAAUGCCACAUGUGUGAACAGGGCAGGAACAUACUUAUGUGAAUGUAAGCCAGGAUAUACCGGAGAGUUUUGUGGGGAAGAUGUGGAUGAAUGUCUAAAGUUCCCGUGCUUUAAUAACGGCACAUGUGUUAAUACUAAAGGUUCAUUUACAUGUUUAUGUCCUCCAGGAUUUGAAGGAGAGCUAUGUCAGAGAAAUGUAAAUGAAUGUCUGAGAAACCCGUGCAAGAAUGGCGGCACCUGUAUCGAUCGCGUUGGUUCAUACGAAUGUAUAUGUCCAGAUCAGUGGUCAGGACCGAACUGCGACAAUGAUACCGACGAAUGCUUCAGUAACCCGUGCAGUCAUGGUGCCACGUGCAGGAAUAUUCCAGGCGGCUUUAUCUGUGAUUGUUCUGAAGGCUGGACGGGUCCUACAUGCAAAAUUGAUGAUAAUGAAUGCAGCCGUGGACCUUGUUUGAACGGUGCCAGAUGUGAAAAUACUCUCGGCUCAUUCCAGUGUAUCUGUGCGGAAGGUUGGACAGGAGUCCUUUGCGACCAAGACGUCAAUGAGUGUUUAUAUCCCCUUCCGGUUUGUAAGAAUGGUGGCACGUGUCAGAAUACGUACGGUUCAUACAGAUGUAUAUGUCCACCGGCAUGGACGGGAAAGGACUGCACGGCUGACGUGGACGAGUGUGCCAGGAUUGAAUGUUUGCACGGAGGUUUCUGUAUGAACUUGAAUGGCUCGUAUAAAUGUGAUUGCCCGCCAGAAUGGACUGGGGAUAUAUGUCAAACUGAUGUAAACGAGUGUCUCGAUUUAGUGGAUGCAUGUCUGAAUGGCGGCACUUGUAGAAACUUGAUCGGCUCAUACCGUUGUGAAUGCCCUGAUGGCUGGUUUGGUGAUAAAUGUGAACUUGAUAGGGAUGAGUGUUUGCAGAAUCCCUGUUAUAAUGGCGGUUUGUGUACAAAUACAGUCGGGUCAUUUAGUUGCCGUUGUGCACUUGGAUGGACCGGACCCACCUGUCUCAUAGAUAUUAACGAGUGUCUUGACAUGCCGUGUCUAAAUGGAGGAACGUGUGAUAAUACUCAAGGUUCCUAUAUCUGUCGAUGUCCAAAAGGAUUCACCGGACCAAACUGUGAAAACGAUGUAAAUGAAUGUGAACUGGGUCCCUGUCUGUACGGGGGCACCUGUAUCAACACUAUCGGGUCAUUUUACUGUGAAUGCCCACCUGGAAGAACAGGCGUCGAUUGCAGAAAUGAUACAAAUGAAUGUGAACAGAAUCCAUGUUUACAUGACGGUAUGUGCUUCAACACGGACGGGUCCUACAGGUGCCAGUGCACGGAGUUCUGGGAGGGUCAAGACUGUCAGAAAGACCGUAAUGAAUGUAUGGACUUCAUGUGUUUGAAUGGCGGAACAUGUAAUAACCUGAUUGGUGGGUACGAAUGUGUCGAUUGCAAUGCUGGAUGGACUGGCCAGAUAUGUGAAAUAGAUAUCGAUGAAUGUUUGAAUGUCACAAACCCCUGUCUACAUGAUGGAAAAUGCAUUAAUACCAAGGGAUCUUUCAUUUGCCAAUGUUCAACAGGAUGGAGGGGCAAGAUCUGUGAGAUAGAUGAAAAUGAGUGUUUGAUGUACCCUUGUCAGCAUGGUGCUACCUGUAACAACCUCCCUGGAACAUACGAAUGUAUUUGUGCUGAUGGUUGGGAAGGUGAUAAUUGCCAGUUAGAUAUAAACGAGUGUCAACUAUUUGCACCGUGCUUAAAUAAUGGUAUAUGUUACAAUGGAGCUGGAACAUAUUCCUGCCAAUGUCAAGCAGGGUGGACAGGAAGGAAUUGUGAAGUUGAUAUCAACGAAUGUCUCCAACAACCCUGUCAGAACGGUGGCACGUGCUUUAACACGGACGGUUCUUUUACAUGUGAAUGUCCUGCUGGAUGGUCAGGCCCCACAUGCGCUAUGGAUGUGAACGAAUGUAACAUGUUACAGUGUGCAAACGGAGGCUCGUGUAUUAAUACUCCCGGUUCUUACACGUGCAUUUGUGAUAUAGGAUGGACUGGAGAACUUUGUAAUAUAGAUAUAGACGAGUGUCUGUCUGUCACGUGUUUAAAUGGUGGCACGUGCAUCAACGAGAUAGGUGGAUUCCGUUGUGAGUGUCCGCCCGGCUUCCGAGGAGAUACAUGUGGAAUAGAUAUAAAUGAAUGUUCGGAAUAUUUCGGAAUAUGUCAAAAUGGUGGACAAUGCUUUAAUUCCAUUGGAAGUUAUACUUGCCAAUGUGCAACUGGAUGGACAGGACAAAACUGCACAGAAGACUUAAAUGAAUGUCUACAGAACCCUUGUUUGAAUGGCGGAACGUGCACAAACACGCUAGGUUCCUAUAUGUGUCAAUGUACACCUCAAUGGAUAGGGCCACGGUGUGAAAUAGAUUACAAUGAAUGUCAGAACUUAUCUAUAUGUGCAAAUGGCGGACAAUGUAUCAACACUGAGGGAGGAUUUACAUGUAGAUGUCCGACAGGAUGGACAGGACCCACUUGCCUCAUAGAUAUCAACGAAUGUAUACCAGAGAACCCUUGCCUGAACAGUGGAAUAUGUAAAAACCUGCAAGGAUCCUAUGAGUGUAUAUGUCCACCGGGUUUCACUGGCGUAAAUUGUGAAUCAGAUGUCAACGAGUGUUUUAAUAACCCAUGUAAGUUUGGUGGCACAUGUAUCAAUACAGUGGGGUCGUACUUCUGUAACUGUUUGCCUGGAAGAUCAGGACAAAACUGUGAUGGAGAUUAUGACGAAUGUGUACAGAAUCCAUGCAUCAACGGUGGAACGUGUUAUAACAAUGAAGGUUCCUAUACAUGUUACUGUCCGCCUGGUUGGACAGGACCUAACUGCGAAAUCGAUGUAGAUGAAUGCUUAACCAAUCCAUGUCUAAAUGGUGGUACUUGCAUAAACAAUGCCGGAUCGUACACUUGUCGGUGCCCGGACGGAUAUACAGGAGAGAACUGUGAAACUGACGUCAACGAAUGUUUGACCAAUCCAUGUCUAUAUGGCGGCACUUGUUUCAACACACCAGGCUCUUACGUGUGUCAGUGUAUAGCAGGCCGAACCGGUGUCAACUGUGAACGAGAUGUUGAUGAAUGUUUAGAGCUAGAUAUAUGUAAGAAUGGUGGUACAUGUAUCAAUACACAGGGAUCAUACCUCUGUAAUUGUCCACCACAAUGGACUGGAACACAUUGUGAAAAUGGUAGGUAUUGUCCAUUGGUUUGA